AUGGCUCCCUGCACACCCGUCCGCCGCGGCCCCGGCGGCGGCGCGCCGACCGACUCGCCGCUCGCGCUCCUCUCGAGCAACAUGGCCGCCGCGCGCCUCGACGCCCUGCCCGCGCACCGCGGCGGCAAGGGCGCCGCCGCCUCGGGCCUUGGUGCUCGCGGCGGCGCAUCAACGCUGCGCCAGCACAUGCCUGCCUCGGCGGCCGCAGCGCGUGAGGAGACGCUGCCGCCGCCGGGCGCACACCUCGCCCUCGACCUCACCAAGGACUGGGAGGCGGACGGCAGCGCCAAGCCGCGCAAGAGCGCUCACUCGCAGAGCCGCGGUGACCGCUUCAUCCCGAAUCGCGAGCUCUCGCGCAGCCAGGGCGGCUCGCACGACUCGCUGCUCGACAACACGGGCGGCGAGACGCUGCACAGCGCACACGCGUCGUCGUCGGCCUCGUCGACGUGCGACGACGUGAGCCUGAGCCAGAGCAUUGCGGCGGCGAACCAGAUCCCCACCGACGUGGCCGGCGCCGGUGCCGAGCUGCCGUCGUUCGAUGAUGGAGGCGUGCCGCAGCAGCGCAUCCUCUCCUUUAGCGCCGCCGCACCGCCGUCGCUAAGCCAGCCCGACGUGCGAGCACGCUACGCCGCCACGCGCGCCAAGGCUGCGCUGCCGUCGAGUCUGCUCGCGGGAGGGCGGCGCAAGAUCCAGACGCACGCCAUCAAGACGCUCGACGCCGUCGCGGUGGCGCCCGACUUCUACCGCAACACGCUGCACUGGAGCAGCCGCAACGUGCUGGCCGUGAGCCUGGCCGAGUGCGUGCACCUUUGGAACGGCGACACGGGCGAGGUCGAGAUGCUGUUGGACCUGCAGGAGCAGAGCGAGCGCUUCGGCGGCGGCGCGCACGGCGCCAUCACCAGCCUGCGAUGGAACGGCGAUGGCCAGUCGCUCGCCGUCGGCACGGCCAGCGGACACAUGCAGAUCUGGGAUGCGGCGUCGAAGCAGCGCCUGCGCACACUGCGGCCUUCCGCUGAGGGCGGCGCCGACUGCGUGGACGUGAACGCCUGCGCGUGGGGCGACGAAGGCAUGCUCAGCCUCGGCUUUGCCAGUGGCCUGAUCCGCGAGCACGACGUGCGUGUGCGCGAGAGCGUCGUCCGCGAGCUGCCCAAUGCCCACGCCGGCGCCGUGUGCGGUCUGGCGUGGCGCCGCGACGGCGUGCUGCUGGCGAGCGGCGGUAACGACAACGUGGUGCAGGUGUGGGACCGGCGCUCCGAUGCGCCGCGCCUGCGCAAGAACGUGCACAGCGCUGCGGUCAAGGCUCUGGCAUGGUGCCCCUGGAACGACAGCAUCCUCGCGACCGGCGGCGGCUCUGCGGACCGCAACAUCCACUUCUGGAACGUGACGGCCGGCUCGCGCACGCAAAGCAUCAAGACGGAUCACCAGGUCGUCGGACUGCACUGGAGCGAGCAGCACCGCGAGAUUGCCUCGAUCCACGGCGAGGCCGUGGGCGCAGCGUACGAGCGUGCCGGCGCCAUCUCCGUCUGGGCGCAUCCAGCGGGCAGCAAUAUCGCCACCAUCGAGGCGCCGCACGACGGCCGUGUCAUUCGCAACUCGGCGCUCAGCCCUGACGGCCAGACCGUCGCGACCAUCGGCGAUGACGAGAGCCUGCGCAUGUGGGCGCUCUUUGAGGUCAGCGAGGAGGACGCAAAGAGCGCAAAGCGCAGAGGUGCACCGGGCUCGGGCGACGGCGCCGGCCGUCUGGCACAUGCGUCGCGCGGCCUCAGGUGA
This is a messenger RNA of Tilletiopsis washingtonensis, 1770 nucleotides long. RefSeq names its product WD40 repeat-like protein. Gene Ontology annotation, cellular component: anaphase-promoting complex. Gene Ontology annotation, biological process: positive regulation of anaphase-promoting complex-dependent catabolic process; anaphase-promoting complex-dependent catabolic process; positive regulation of ubiquitin protein ligase activity. The record is from RefSeq and is a predicted model, not a curated record. Lineage: Eukaryota; Fungi; Basidiomycota; Exobasidiomycetes; Entylomatales. The transcript is spliced from 3 exons. Gene Ontology annotation, molecular function: ubiquitin ligase activator activity; protein binding; anaphase-promoting complex binding. Bases 1 to 1770 code for a protein of 589 amino acids.